Colletotrichum aenigma is the source of this 1227-nucleotide messenger RNA. RefSeq names its product Vegetative incompatibility protein HET-E-1 (gene HET-E1-5). NCBI's taxonomy places the organism in Eukaryota, Fungi, Ascomycota, Sordariomycetes, Glomerellales, Glomerellaceae. The record is from RefSeq and is a predicted model, not a curated record. The coding region runs from base 1 to 1227 and encodes 408 amino acids. The transcript is spliced from 3 exons.
AUGGCCGACCCGCUGAGCAUCUCGGCUAGCAUCGCCGGUCUGGUCACUCUCGCGGAUGUAGUUUUUCUGCGCUUGACAAAGUAUAUUAAAUCAGUCAAGAAUGCGGAGAAGGAGGUCGACGAUCUUCGCAAAGAGGUGAAUCUGCUAGGAGGCGCCGUCAACAUGCUAUCGAGGUCAGCGAGUGGUCACGAGAUGGGAGAUGAGCCAUUCAACAAGGACUUCCGAAUGCACCACAUCGAGGGAUGCGCUUUCAUCCUCAACGAAAUUUCCCAGAAGACAAAAAAGUACGACACCAACCCAAAAGGCAAGCUCCAGAGGCUUAUGUGGCCAUACACGUCCUCGAAAACCAAAGAAUUGCUUGCCGAACUCUCCCGACACAAAGAAAACGUCAACCUGGCCUUGACGGCCAAUUCCAUGGAGGCCCUCUUACGUUGCUUGGCAAAAGAAGACGAUAGGGCAAGAACGACCGCUGAUAUUCAAGCCGACGUUAAAAAGACCCGAGAGAUCGUGCAUCAAGCUGCGACACCCGAGAACUGGCAUGUGGCUCGAGCGUCUACAAUCUUCCAGACAUGGCUUAUGAGUCCUGGGUCACGACUGUGGCUGAGUGGUAUUCCAGGUGCAGGCAAAACGGUUCUUGCGGGGUCUAUCAUUGGACACGCUCUGGCAAGAAGCUCCAAUACGGUAGCAAUCGGUUUCUUCUUCUGCGAUUACAAGAAUGAAACAACACAGAGGCUGGUCGGCAUUCUAGGGGCUUUAGCCCAUCAGCUUGCGAAGCAGAACGAACAAGCCUACGUGAUGCUGGAAGAAUAUUACUGCGAGCUUCAUCCCGAGAAAGGCUUAUCAGGCUCCCCAGACCCAGAUGACCUGACGAAAGUCAUUCUAACGAUGUCCCAACUCUUCGACCAGGUAUAUUUGAUCAUUGAUGGUCUGGAUGAAUGUCAAGAUACCACAGGAGAGGUUGUCCGGGCUUUAUGCGCGAUUGCCGAAAGCUCCGAUGAGAUCUCAAUGGCAGUCUUGAGUCGCAAUGAAGACAACAUUCGAGAUCAUCUUUCCGACCCAGAAAUCGACUUCGUCAACGUACAAAUAGCAGCUCAUAAAGAAGACAUAACCGAGUAUGUCACUUCAGAGAUUCAGCAGCGGAUUAGGACCAAGCGACUACACUUCGAAGACCUUUCCCUGGAGGGCGAAAUUGUGGAUGGCUUAGUAGAGGGAGCAAACGGAAUAUGA